AUGAGCUCACCCUCGAAACAAGCAGUUAAAAAAAGAUCUUUGAGUAACUAUCUAUCCAACGUAAAUUCAAGGAAAGAAGAACUAGAAAGAAUAGCGAAGGAAGAAAAAGAAAAACAGCAAAAAUUGAGUGAACUACAGAAACAGCAGCAACAACAACAACAACAACAACAACGAGAACAAAAAGUCGGGUCGAAGGAGGAGGCGUUGCCAUCAAUCGAUAAAGAUGAUAUUUUAAUUAUAAAAAAAGCUGUUGCAACUCCUAAGAAAUCUCAGGAUGAUGCACGGGAACCACCAUGUUCAGUAACGUCACCCAUAUUAAAAAAUAUUGCUAGUCACACUGAUGAGAAAGAGGAAGAUAUUGAGUCCAAAAAAUCUGACAAUCUUAAGGUUACCGAAAUAGAUCCUAACAACACUCAGGAAGUUAGUGGUAAUAUAUCCGCAAGAGGACCAGAUUCUGAAUCCAAAGGACAGAGCUCUAUCCUAAGAAGCGAAUUACAGUCCAUUUUAAAAGAACCCGAAUUGUCAAAUGAUUUGAUAAAGACUGAACCUUCCAUUACGACAGAUGAUGAACACGAGCAACCACAUCCUCAUGACAAUGAAAAUAAUCAUGUAACUGAACAAGAACCCAAAUCGGAAAAGAUCAAUACCAAAGAACAAGAAACUUUGAGUGAUACUGAAACAGCAGAAAAUACACCAUUAAAACCAAAAAGAGGUAAGUUAAUUAGAGCUGAUAAAUUGAGAAGAGAACAUUCUAAGAGAAGAUUACAAUUUGGUCAUGAUUCCGAUUCCGACUUAUCUGAUAUCGACGAAGAUGAAAACUUUACCAUCAAUAGUAGUGUCCUACAUAGUGAUAUUUCCCCUCUAAAGAAGACAAAUAACAACAACAACAACAACGAUCAAACGAAAAAUACAAAUGAUCAUGAAACGUCGCUGGCAUCAUCCCCACAAGCAGCUGCUAAGCAUGAACCUAUAAAGAAGAUAAAAUCCUCGAAACCGUCACAUGUAGCGGUAACAAAACCUGCAACAAGUAAACAAAGAAGAGGUAUUUACCGUGAUUCUGGUGGUAGAACAAAAUUAGCCAUCGCAUGUGAUAAGGGUAAAUUUGAAACAGCUAAAAGAUUAAUUGAAGAGGAAGGUUAUGACGUUAAUGAUCAAGAUAAUGCAGGUAAUUCUGCAUUACAUGAAGCUGCAUUGAAUGGUCAUUUAGAUAUUGUUAAAUUGUUAGUGGAACAUGAUGCAAAUGUAAACAUUCAAUCUUAUGAAAUGUUUCAAGAUACACCACUGUUUGAUGCUUCAGCAAAUGGAUAUUUAGACGUUGUAGAGUAUUUGUUAGAACAUGGAGCUAAUCCAACUUUAACAAAUGCAAAGGGGCGUACCGCAUGUGAAUCUAUUGAAGAAGAUGCAGAUUUAGAUGAAGAAGAUAGACAAAUUGUCAAGGAUAUUAAACAUCGUUUGAUAGUUGCCGCUAGAGAUUGGAAACUUAAAAAUGGUCACACAACUCUUGAUCAAAAUGGGAAAUCUGAUCCUUCGAUGUCUUAUUACAAUAACAAUAAUAAUAUUAAUGGUAAGAACAAUAAUAAUUCAAUGAGAAGUUCUUCUCCAGGAAAUACUAUUGAAGGCGAAACUAAUAGGGCACAAACAAUAAUUGAAGAAGAAUUUCUCUAUUCAGAUGUUGGAUCCAAGGAGGGGAAGGAUAAAUUAUUUAGAGCAGCAAGGGAUGGCAAUUCAACUUAUGUUGGUAAAUAUCUACAGCAUAGGGGCCAACCUGAUUUUAAAUCAUUGAUGGAAGCAGUAAAAUUCGGUCAUGAAGAUAUUGUAAGUUUAUUUCUAGCAUUUGGUGCACAAAUUAAUAAAAGAGGGAAAGAUGGUAUGACACUUUUGAUGUUAGCAGUUGGUAGAGGACAUUUAGAAACAGUCAAACUUUUAAUAAAAAAUAAUGCUGACGUGACAGCAAUGGAUAGUAACGGAAAUACUGCAUUAUAUUAUGCAGAGAAUAGUAUUAUUGGUGUAAUAAAUCCUGAAGAAAUAGCAUUAUUGAAGAACGAUCUUGACAAGUCUGCUAAUAAUCUUAUUAAGAAAGAGGUAGGGUCUCCUAAGCAUGACAUUGGCAAUGUUAAAGCUGCAACUAAUGAAAGUUUAAUUGAAGAAAUCGAAAAAAAGCGUGAAGACAAAGCGAUGGAUAAUGCGUUGAACACUACUACUGAGAUUUCUGUUAACGAUAAAGAUUUUACUAGGAAAGAUACCGUUGCCAAAAGUAUGGAAAGUGAUAGUUCAGAACAGGAAGAGGACGACGAAGAUAUACUUUAUAUCAAUACUAAUAAAAGGAAAAGAAUUCCAUCAUCUUCAACUGUGAGUAAUUCUGCUAUGGUAAAUUCCACUAAUAUUGAUGAAGCCGAUAAAGAUAUGUCAGCUAUUUUCGAUAAUGAUGAUAAUAAUAAUGAUAAUGAUAAUGAAGCUGCAAUGCACUUGAAGAAGAAACAAAAAGUGAACGAUGUUAUCGCACCUAAAGUUCGUGAAGAAACUCCGGAAGAGAAGGAAAUACGUUUGAAAGCCACCGAAGAAUAUAUUCAAAAACGAUUAGAAAAUAAGAAACGUAAGGAACAAGAGUAUAUUGACAGAAUGAACCUAGAGGAAGAAAGAAGAAUUGAAGAAAAGGAGAAACAAAGAAUUGCUGAAGAAAAGCGGUUAGCGGAAGAAGAAAAGCGAAAGAAAUUAGAAGAGAUGAGGCUUCGAAUGGAACAAGAUCUACAAAAUAGACGAUCUAUUAGAGCUCUAUAUCCAAUUGGGUUGCGUUUGAUAGAUUUAAAUGAUAAGAAAAAUUAUAUGUCGUUUAUGCCGUUGUAUUAUAUUGUGAAGAACCAAAUACGAUAUGUGUUGGAUUUACAGUUAUAUGUACUAACUAAGGAUGAAAGCAUUUUAAAAUAUGAACCCAGUGAAAAAGUGGAACCUGAGCAUAAGGAGCAACUAUGGAGUUUAUUAAAAUUUAUUUUUUUGAACGGCGGUAGGACAGACGUUGGUGAAGAUAAAGAGGAAGAUGAAGAUGAUAAAAAAGUUCAAUAUAGAGUGAAUUUCAAACGAUAUGACAUUGAUACGCGGCUCAGAAUUGAAACACAAGAAUAUGACAAGUUUGCAAAUUUACCUAUGAAAUGGAUUCCUAUUGAUAAAAUUGAAAUAGAAGACAAGGAUCUAGAGGCUAGUAUAAAAAGCAAUAUGAAUCAAGUAGCCUUAUUCGAUAAAAAAGACUACAAUAAUAAUCGGUCAAAUAAUAAGUCUAGCAAACAAGAUAUAUGUAAUAGUACCAAGAGACCAAUUAUGCUACCGACGAAAUUGCAAUAUAGGAAAGGCAUUACAGACUUGCUUUCCAAAACGAUCAAUAUCAAUUCAAGUUGGGCAACUACUAAGAGUAAAGAAACGCAAAUGAUUUGA
Molecule: messenger RNA, 3426 nt
Organism: Naumovozyma dairenensis CBS 421
Lineage: Eukaryota; Fungi; Ascomycota; Saccharomycetes; Saccharomycetales; Saccharomycetaceae
Gene: HOS4
Product: Hos4p
Exons: 1
Coding region: 1-3426 (1141 amino acids)
Molecular function (GO): protein binding
Source: RefSeq, a predicted model, not a curated record